AUGACUCGGUAGAUCUAUGCAUCCCGUAAUUCACCAUAAGUCCUCUGCUUCCUUGUCUGCCUACCUAAAAUUUCAAACAAGAAACCGAGAAGAAGAAUGGCCGGAGGAGGGUUCCUGUCUUCCAUCAUCACCAUGGUGCUAGACAAGCUGCAUAGCUUGGCUUCAUUGUCAACGUCAUCUUCUUCUUCGUCGCCCCACAACAAUAUUGAACAAGAGAUGAGUAAGCUGACAGAGACGAUGAGGAGGAUUCAAGCCAAACUUGAUGACACAGAGGAGGAGAAUCGUGCAAAAAGUCACUCUGAGAAGCUUUGGCUUAGCGAGCUUAAAGAUGUUGCCUAUGAUGCGGAAGACGUAGUAGCAAAAUACGAGUACGAGGUGCUGCGUUCCAAACAACUGCAUGAGAACAGCAGUUGGACACAAGAGGAUGAACUAGCAAAUAAAGCUGCCGAAAUAAGGAAAAAGUUUGACGAGAUCACCAAAGAGUGGAAACUCCUAAAGUUGCCUCAGAACGUUGGAAAGAGAAAGAGAAGCUCCUGGCCCCUAGUUGGGAACCGAGAAACAGGCUCUUUCGUAGUUGAAUCAGAGGUUCUUGGAAGAGAAAAGGAAAAGGAUAUGCUCGUUGAAUGGCUGCUGUCAGAGGAUGAUAUAAUAUGGAAUGAAGUUUCUGUAAUUGUUGUAAUUGGGAUGGGAGGACUGGGUAAAACAACACUAGCUCAGCUUGUAUAUAAUGAUCCAAGAGUGAAAAGCUAUUUCGAUUUAACAGGAUGGGUCUGUGUAUCUGAAAAUUUUCAUGUUGUUAGUUUGACUGAGAAGAUCCUACAAUCAUUUACAACAGUGAAAGUUCACGAAGAACUAGAUGAGCUCCAACAUGCACUACAAGAGAAUCUACAAGGAAAAAAGUUCUUACUGAUAUUAGAUGAUGUUUGGAAUGAAGAAUUCACUCUCUGGGAUGAAUUAAGAAAGCCCUUAGCAUCAGCUCAAGUGGUUAAAGUUUUAGUGACCACUAGGAAUCAAUCAGUUGCUAGAAUUAUGGGUACGAGAAGUCCUCUCAACUUGAAUUGCUUACCAUUUGAUGUAUGCUGGCAAUUGUUCAAGAGAGUCACUUUGGGAGGAGCAGAUAAGAGCCUACAACCACAUCUUGAACACCUUGGUAGGAAGAUAGUAGACAAGUGCAAAGGCUUACCUUUGGCUGUGAAGUUGCUAGGAGGUGCUCUCAGAAACAAAGAAGAUGUAGAUUCAUGGGAGGACAUACUAGAGAAUGAGAUGUGGGAAUCAGAAGAAACAAAUAAAGGAGUUUUACCAGCACUUAAAAUAUCAUAUGAUUGCAUGCCGAUCCAACUUAAAAGAUGUUUCCAAUACCUGUCCUUAUUUCCCAAAGACACAAGUUUAGAUUCAGAAGAAAUAGUCCGAUUAUGGAUGUCACAAGGUCUUCUUCCUCUUGAUGGAGAUAAGAGAGCAGAGGACAUAGGCAGAAAUUACAUAAAAAGAUUGGCUGAGAGGUCACUAAUACAUCUGAAAAGGGCCGACACUUUAUUUAUGAGAGAGCAAUUGAGAAAGCAAUCUUUUUCGUUGCAUGAUCUUGUUCACGAUCUUGCCCAAUAUAUAGCGCAGGAUGAAUGUCUUUGUGUGAUAGAUGACAAAUUCGACAUAGAGAAAUUGCAAAAGAUUCGACACUUGUCGCUUGGCAGAUCGCUGGUCAGAGAAGAUCCUCAUAUACUAAAACAUCUGGAGACAAUAAAAGAUCAUCAACAACUAAAACUCAUGCGGACACUUUUUAUUAAAGUACGAGGCUUGUUUGGGCUAACUUCUAUUAGAAGACAAGACAAAAUUUUUGGACCCCUUGAUGAUUUUUUCCAAAAAUUUGAAAACCUACGAGCACUCCAUUUAAGCAACAUCAUUGGCUUCAUAGGGCUACUGGAUUCGUUGGGCAAACUCAGACUACUUAAAUAUCUUUCUAUAAUAGAUUUCGAUGUAGUGGGUAUUCCAGAAUCCAUAUGCAGCCUUUACAACUUACAAACUCUGGAUCUGACAGGUACAAGUAUUUAUCAACUCCCAAGGCAAAUAGCAAAUUUGAUAAACUUACGUCAUCUUUUGCUUCCUCAUUACCUAAAUGUCUUUCUUCCAUCUGGAAUUGGAAACUUGAUCGACUUGCAGACACUCACCCACUUCGACUUCUGUUGUGAAAAAGAGCAUUGCGACAUAGAAGAAUUGAACACUUUGAUGAAACUUGGAGGGCAUAUCCUCAUUUCUAUUUCAACAUCUGUGAAUACUUUUUCAAACUCAAAACCCCCUCUGAAGACAAAAAAGUAUCUUGAUUCUUUGGAGUUACGUUGGUAUGGUUGGUAUGACGAUGCUUUUGACGGUUCCAAAAAAGAUGAAAAGAAUGCAGAGUGGCAGCUCGAGUACCUAGAACCGCAUGUCAAUCUCAAGACCCUUCGAAUAUUCUUCUAUCCGGGUGUCAGUUUUGUUGGAUGGGUGGGCUGUUCAUCCUUCACUAAGUUGACCUCUUUGAGUCUAUAUAGUUGUAACAAUUGCAAUAAACUUCCACCGUUGGGUCAACUUCCUUCUCUGGAAAUGCUCGAGAUAUGUGGGAUGGAUGGCGUUCAACAAGUGGGGCGUGAAUUUUGCUCCUUGCUAAUGGCAUCUCCAUCUUCUUCUCAAAAUAAAAUUGCAUUUCCCUCUCUAAAAUACUUGCACUUUAGCACAAUGCUACAUUGGGAAGUGUGGGAUGGAGUGGAGAUUGGUGAUUUCCCCCGUCUCCAAUUUAUUCAAAUUUCUAAAUGUUAUGUGCUAAUCAAGUUUCCUCAGUGGCCCUUUAUGUCUUCGAUGGAAGAAAUGACAUUGGAUAGUGGUGGUGUACCUGAUGUUUCAAAUUUCCAUUCAUUGACAAAUUUAAGCAUUGAUGUCAUCACUCAGAAAAAUACUAAGUGGCUGUCAAACUGUUACUUUCCAACGCUCCAACACUUGACAUUAUUAUAUAUCGGGAUGGAAUCUAUUCAUUUAUCACAGAGACGACUACCUUCACUGAAGACUUUAGAGAUUCAUGAUUCUAAAAAAUUGAGGGUCGUUACAGGGUUAAAGAAUCUCACCUCCUUGAAUUCUUUAAUUAUAAAAGCAUGCCCUAAUCUUGAGUUCCAGGAGUUGCCAGCCACCCUCGAACAAGUGAAGCUCAACAGGUGUCGUUUGUUCAAGAAAGGGUUCAAAGAACAACAGCAUAUGCGCAAUGUCUUGGGAGAUGGAGAUAAAUCUGGAGUUACGACUUUGAAAUGAUGGAGAGGAUGACAACAACGAUGAUAAAAACAUGGAUGAAUGAUCACAAGGAUGACAAGAGCAAAAUGGUAACAACAUAGCUCCCGAAUCUUGGUACGAUGAUACGAGAUAGAAUAAAUUCUCAUGCAAGUUGAACCACUCAUGAUAUUGAGCUGUUCGUUGGAGGGUUGGUCAAAUAUAAAAUUAGUUGUUUCGAAGAAUUGAAAAUAAUGGUAACAAGAAAGAUGAGUC
Zingiber officinale is the source of this 3501-nucleotide messenger RNA. Its product is annotated as putative disease resistance protein RGA3. NCBI's taxonomy places the organism in Eukaryota, Viridiplantae, Streptophyta, Magnoliopsida, Zingiberales, Zingiberaceae. Gene Ontology annotation, molecular function: ADP binding. The transcript has 3 exons. The record is from RefSeq and is a predicted model, not a curated record. Bases 97 to 3270 code for a protein of 1057 amino acids. Gene Ontology annotation, biological process: defense response to other organism.